Messenger RNA from Phaethon lepturus (White-tailed tropicbird), 3508 nucleotides. Its product is annotated as tetratricopeptide repeat protein 28-like. Lineage: Eukaryota; Metazoa; Chordata; Aves; Phaethontiformes; Phaethontidae. The transcript is spliced from 11 exons. The annotation marks the transcript as partial. The record is from RefSeq and is a predicted model, not a curated record.
AGCCUGUGCUAGUAGCGAGACUGAGAGUGAAGCUGGGGAUAUCAUGGAUCAACAGUUUGAGGAGAUGAAUAACAAGCUGAACUCAAUGACUGAUCCGACUGGCUUCCUGAGGAUGGGCAGCAGGAACAACCUCUUGAACAGGAGCUGUCAGAGCAUGACCAGUCUGUUCAGCAGUACCAUGUCUCCUGUUAAGGAUGGAACAUCAUCUCUUCCAAGGAGGCAGACUUCCUUCACCAAACCCCCACUCCGUGCGCUCUACGACUUAUUGAUAGGACCUAUGGAAGGAGGUUUGAUGCAUUCCAGUGGACCUGUUGGCCGCCACCGCCAGCUGAUACUGGUUCUGGAGGGAGAACUGUACCUCAUUCCUUUUGCUCUCCUGAAGGGCAGUUCCUCCAAUGAGUACCUCUAUGAACGCUUCAGCCUCAUUGCAGUGCCAUCCAUCCAGUCAUUGAAUCCCAGCUCCAAGUCCCAUGCGAGGAAGAAUACUCCUGCUUACUCCAGUUCUACCUCAAUGGCAGCUGUCAUAGGAAAUCCCAAGCUCCCUUCAGCAGUUAUGGACAGGUGGCUAUGGGGACCUAUGCCCUCUGCAGAAGAGGAAGCAUAUAUGGUAUCUGAGUUGCUUGGCUGCCAGCCCUUAGUUGGCAGUGCAGCAACAAAAGAGAGGGUCAUGAGUGCCCUCACACAGGCAGAAUGUGUCCAUUUUGCAACCCAUGUCUCCUGGAAACUGGCUGCUUUGGUCCUGACACCCAACACUGACAGCAAUCCAGCCAGCAGCAAGAGUUCUUUUGGGAACCCCUACACAAUUCCAGAAUCCCUUCGGAUGCAGGAUGAUGCCAGUGAUGUGGAGAGUAUCUCAGACUGCCCUCCUCUUCAGGAGUUUCUCCUUACAGCAGCUGAUGUCCUGGAUCUGCGGCUUCCUGUCAAAUUAGUGGUUCUUGGCUCUUACCAAGAAUCCAACAGCAAAGUCACUGCUGAUGGAGUCAUUGGCUUGACAAGAGCAUUCCUGGCUGCUGGGGCUCAGUGUGUCUUAGUGUCACUCUGGCCUGUUCCUGUGGCUGCUUCCAAAAUGUUUGUGCAUGCCUUCUAUUCCUCCCUCUUAAAUGGGAUGAAAGCCAGUGCAGCCCUUGGAGAAGCGAUGAAAACUGUACAGAGCAGCAAGCAGUUCUCCCACCCAUCCAACUGGGCAGGCUUCAUGCUUAUUGGGAGUGAUAUGAAGCUGAACAGCCCUUCCUCACUAGUAGGACAGGCCCUGACUGAGAUUCUGCAGCACCCUGAAAGGGCACGAGAUGCUCUGCGUGUCCUGCUACACCUGGUGGAGAAAUCAUUGCAGCGAAUCCAGAAUGGGCAGCACAACUCCAUGUAUACCUCCCAACAAAGCGUGGAGAAUAAAGUUGGUGGCAUUCCAGGCUGGCAGGCACUACUCACUGCAGUAGGAUUUCGGUUGGACCCUCCAGCCAGUGGCCUCCCGGCAGCAGUGUUCUUCCCAACCUCUGACCCUGGUGACCGGCUACAGCAGUGCAGCACCACCAUACAGUCCCUCCUAGGUUUGCCUAACCCUGCACUUCAGGCACUUUGUAAACUUAUCACAGCUUCAGAAACAGGAGAACAGCUUAUCAACAGGGCUGUUAAAAAUAUGGUGGGAAUGCUACAUCAAGUCCUGGUUCAACUUCAGGCAGGCGAGAAGGAGCAAGAUUUCUCCUCUGCACCAAUCCAGGUUUCCAUCAGUGUCCAACUCUGGAGGCUACCUGGCUGUCAUGAGUUUCUAGCAGCUCUAGGUUUUGACCUUUGUGAAGUUGGCCAAGAGGAAGUGAUUCUGAAAACUGGGAAACAAGCUAAUAGGAGGACCAUGCACUUUGCUCUACAGUCCUUGCUGGCACUUUUUGAUUCUACAGAGCUGCCUAAGCGCCUUAGUCUGGACAGUUCCUCAUCACUAGAGUCAUUGGCUUCUGCUCAGUCUAUUUCCAACCCUGCACCCCAGUAUCAAAACCCUCCAUUCUCUCCUACUUGUCCAGACAGCAUUGCAUCAGAUGCCAUUUCUGUGUAUAGCCUGAGCUCCAUUGCUUCUUCUAUGAGUUUUGUUUCCAAGCCAGAGAGCAUGCCAGAUGGUGUGGGACACAGGGGACGCCAGGACUAUGAAAGGCCCAAGAACGUCUAUCCGCAUAGGUCUGCAGUACAGAGCCAGUUGUCGCCACAAACCAGCACUGUGGCCAGCAAAGAUGAGGAAGAGUAUGAAGGUUUUUCUAUAAUCAGCAACGAGCCUUUGGCGAGUUACCAAGAAAACAUAAAACCAAAAUUUUCCCCUGAUCACAAACAGCCUAAAACUGGUCAGACUGGAGGCAUUAAAGAGUCUGUCAGCCCCAAAGGGAGCAUAAGUACCCCAAGUUCUCCUGUUAAGAUGACUCUUAUUCCCAGUCCAAAUUCACCUUUCCAAAAAGUUGGGAAACUUGCAAGUUCUGAUACUGGGGAAUCUGACCAGUCUAGCACUGAGACUGACAGCACUGUCAAAUCCCAGGAGGACAGUAAUCCAAAGCUUGAUCCACAAGAGUUGGCCCAGAAAAUUCUGGAGGAAACUCAGAGUCACCUCAUUGCUGUUGAAUGCCUUCAGAGAAGCAGCAGCCAAAUAAGCAAGGGCAACAAUUCAGAUGAUGGGGCUUCCACCCCAGCAGGUGUAUCUGUGUUCAGAUCUUCAGAGACCAGUGCAUUCAGUCGGCCAGUCAGCUCUAGUCAGAAGAAUCAGUCUUCACCUCUUAUAAUUAAACCAAAGCCUCCAACAAGGAGUUCAUCCCUUCAGAAAGUGAGUUCCGGCUAUAAUAGCCCUACAACAUCAGAGAUGUCAAACAGAGAAGGCACAGGCCAAUACAGUGGGCAGCCAUCUCCAAAUUGUGAUUCACAUGGGUCCUUAACUGAGCAGCCUCAAUUUAAACUCAAGUACCCCAGCUCUCCCUACAGUGCUCAUAUUUCUAAAUCACCCAGAAAUAUCUCUCCAAGCUCAGGGCAUCAGUCUCCUGGUGGCAGCACUCCGUCUCCUGCUCUUUCUUAUUCCUCAGCUGGUUCUGCUCGUUCAAGUCCAGCUGAUGCCCCAGACAUAGACAAAUUAAAAAUGGCUGCCAUUGAUGAAAAAGUGCAAGCAAUUCACAACUUAAAGAUGUUCUGGCAAAGCACUCCCCAUCACUCCACUGGCCCAAUGAAGAUUCUCCGAGGAGCUCCUGGAACGAUGACAUCUAAGAAAGAUGUCCUCAGUUUGCUCAAUUUAUCUCCACGGCACAGCAAAGAAGAAAGUGCAGAUAAGCUGGAGCUAAAGGACCUGUCUAUUGAGCAACACCUUGCUUCUCCACAAAAGAACCCUCCAAAUGGACACAGGCGCCCUGAAACUACAAAUGCAGUGACAUCAACUCAUUCUCCACCUUCCAGUAGCACUCCAGGAACUGCACGUCCCUUGAGGCUGCCAUCUGGAAACGGUUAUAAAUUUUUGUCACCGGGAAGAUUUUUUCCUUCCUCCAAAUGUUGA